Thamnophis sirtalis is the source of this 998-nucleotide messenger RNA. NCBI's taxonomy places the organism in Eukaryota, Metazoa, Chordata, Lepidosauria, Squamata, Natricidae. The record is from RefSeq and is a predicted model, not a curated record.
AGGACUACCUCUAAUUAACUCCAGGUCUAUAUAAAGACUGAUACCCCAAUUCUCUCUUCCAGAAGGUGAGGAGGACGAAAGAAUCUACCCGGGAGAGGAUCCCCAUUACUGUCCGAUGUACGGCAAAAGUUUUGGUGAUCCGUCGGGCCUCAUUGAUCACGAGAGGCCCAAGGGAACUGAGAAACGAUACAAGUGUGCUGAUUGCGGGAAGGGCUUCAAGAAACGAUCGGCUCUCCUCACCCACGACCGGACUCACACGGGAGAAAAACCCUACAGAUGCUCAGAAUGUGGGAACAGCUUCAGUAACAAAUCCAGCCUGACCAGACACAAGAGGAAACACACUGGAGAGAAGCCUUUCGGUUGCUUAAACUGCGGGAAGCGUUUCAGCCAGAGCUCGAGUUUAAUCAGGCACAUGAGGAAUCACACCGGCCUGAGGCCUUACAUAUGCUCAGACUGCGGCAAAAGCUUCAAGCAGAGCUCCAGUCUUCUAGUCCACGGAAGGACUCAUACAGGGGAGACCCCGUAUAGUUGUUCCAUCUGUGGGAAACGCUUUUCCCAGAGCUCAAAUCUUGUGAAACACGAGAGGAUCCACACUGGGGAAAAACCUUACCGAUGCUCAGACUGUGGGAACACCUUCACUAACAAGUCCAGCCUCACGAGGCAUAAGAGAAACCACACGGGGCAGAAACCCUACAAAUGUUCCCAGUGUGGGAAAAAAUUCAAGCAAAGUUCAGGCCUUCUGAAGCACGAGAGAAUCCAUACACGGCCCGGCUUCUUGAAUUAUUCUCAGCCCGGCUUGAAUCCAGAUUCCAAGCUGCCUGUACGUGAGAGAGGCCAUGUUGGAGAGAGCUUAUAAAUCGCUUGCAUUUUCUAAGCCAAGUUUUAUUUGACAUAAGUAACCGAGGAUGGACUCCCAGGAGGACUCACUGGAAGGACUCACUGGAGAAGAGCCUAAUGCUGGGAAAGAUGGAGGGCAAAAGAAGAAAGGGACGACAGAG